AUGAGACUGAACACGUCUCGUGGCGCGCUCCGUAGGGAAGCGUUCGAGAAACUGGCCGUCCUAUCCGCGCAGGCUCCAACUUCACAUGCAGCCCAUCAGGAUAUACCACGCCUUUGUUCCCUGUACAAGACAUCGGCCGAAUCCAACGGGAGUGUCAAAGCUCCCAUCGGUAUUCGUGAACUCGAAGUCUUGAUAGCUUUGUGUCGUGCCUCAUCCUCAAUUGACUCCUCGCAACACGCCGAACGUCUUCUCCAACAGAUCACUGCAUACCUGGCAGAAGCCCAAACUCAGACCUUCAGACCUUCGCCUUUCCUGCGUCACGUUCACCCUUCGCCAUGGGAGGUGCUUGUGCAGGAAGUCACCUCGGCCAUGCUCAAUAUUGGUCUCAGAGUCCCCACCUUGCGCCCCCAGGUCGUCAAGACCAUCAUUGACACAAUCAACGCCUACGUGCAUCAGGGUCAAAGUAUUGACCGUGCCAGCGCAUCCGAAGACUCGCUCUUGGAUCUCAAUAAUGCAUCCAAGACGAUAACAUUCUCCGUAUCCUUGCUUGGACUUCUUUCAGCACUUGCUGGAAAGCCUCAAGUUCUCACAGUGCAAGAGCGUGCUGCCAUUACUCAGAAGCUUCGCACUCUGUAUUCCGAAAAAUUCAUGGUAGCCAUCGAAGGAACCCUGUCAUCAGUUCGCAAUUCGCACGGCAAUCAUGUCAAAGAUUGGAAACGCCUGCUCAAGGUAUACGCCUCGAUGGGAAGGCCAUUGGGCGCCAUGUUGUUGCAGAACGCAUUCACCCACUAUCUUGCAGCCUCAGCUACUGCCAUGAUCACUUCGCCUGAGUUUGUCCAGGGUAACCAAGUCUUGGACCAUCUCAUUCAGCAAACCCCACAGAGUCUCUCUAGCUAUGGCAGUGGUGUCGAUGGAUCAUCAUUGGAGGGUCUUACCGAAUUGCUGGUGGAAGUUGUCGCUCUGCUUGAUGCCGACGCCGAUUAUCUGCAAGUCAGCUCAGCGUGGCAGCAACAAUUGGCUUUCUCAACCAAGGCUAGCUGCUUGAUCAGUUUCCUCUGCUGUUCAUUAGCCAAUGAGGAUAUCGCGGAUGCUGAUGUUCUUAUGAGCUGGUUGGAUGGAGUCUUGACAGAUCCUGUCCAGCUUGCAGAUGAGAGGCUUGCUAGUGUGACUCUCAAAUGCAUGGCCGUCCUCGCAAAAACAUCAAAGGCCUUUGCUUCGAACUUGGCACACUCCCUGCCUAGGUUCAUUGUUCAAGGAAGGAUGACUAGUGAUACUGUUGUAGUUGCAGCGAACUGCCUGGCAGACGUUCUGCAAUUGUUGCCUCAAGACCUUGUCAUCAGCACGCUGUACAGCCUUGGAAACGUGCUCAGUACUGGACCUUCCACCAACCGAGCAAACACAUCACUGUUCAUUGACGGAAACGGUACUGCAAACGGUACCAUGAACGGGUCUAUGGCCUCAUAUACUCAACAGCCUACUGGGAGUUCCAUCUCUUUGAUUACCAACGACGAUGAAGAGACGGUCUUAGUCCACGCCGCUGUCAUCGAAGCGAUUGUCGCGAUUGCUAGAAAGUGUGAGAACGAGAAGAUCACUGCACUUGCCAUUUCGAUGUUAGUCCAAAAGGUCGGCCGUGUGAAUCAGGCUGUCGAUGCUAAGAUCAUCAUGGGAUCCGCGGCUCUUGGAUGUCAAAGCGAGCCUAACGACUUGCGACCUCUGCUAAGAUUUUAUGCAAAGCAUGUAACCGAUGCCCUGGCCUCUGACAACACUGCCAUGCUUCAAGCAGUCAUAGAAGCUCGUAUGCUGAUGGCAAAGAGCAUCCCCCCUUCAUCGCCUCUCUAUGAGAUCUACCUCACUCAUUUGUUGGAUGGAGUUGUUAGCACAAGCGAUGUCACUAACCGUGAUACCAAGACUCUGGUGAUUGACAAACUAGCGGUCGGCCAGAUCUCGCAAGUGUUGCCUCCUUUGGCUGCCCUUGCAGCAUUCAUGCCCUACGAAUAUGCUCAAUUUGAAGACCCAGAGUUGGUCUCCGCACUCAGCCGAGAUGCCUGGUUCAACCUCAUCGCACACGACUUCUCCCUUGGCUCUUCAUUUGCGAAGCAGCACCAGCAAGAACUUCAAACCCUAGCAUGGUACACUCCAUCUCUGAUUGACAGCAACAAAGCCGACACUCAGGAGAGUGGCAUCGACCUCAACACCGUGCUUCGUCGUGGCAUGACUCCCCAGCACAUUAUUCAGUUGAAGUCGCAGUUGAUCUCCGCUCUUCCAGCGCAUGAAAACGAUAUCAAAACUCUGAAUAACGCCGAGCUCACCUUCUUGAACGCUGCACACCUGGUAGCAGUGCUUCGUGCUCAGUCUGGGGAUUCUACGAGGACACUCGAAUACUUCUUGGACCCCAAGUUCAAGAGUGGUGCUCUGAGUAAUUGUCUGCUUGGUGUGGCAUUGAGCGCAGUCGAUACUUACUUGGCACUUACCAUGACCGGGCGCAGUCAGACCUUUUCAGCCGCCAACCUCGCGAAACAGCUAGCAAGGCUGCUUGAAAGCUGUUGCCAUCGUAUCGAAAAGGUGCAACAGGUUGCAACGCUCGCUGCUGAUCGCAUCAUCGACCAGGUACCUUCAUCACUUUGCCAGAGAACAUCGCUCUUCGCACUGCUAGAGCUGCUCAGCCUGAUGUGGAUCAGUUGUCUGGAGGCAGAGACUGACGAGUACGAGUGCAAGUCGUUCUACAGCUCGGCUAAGGGCAACGUUUCUCUGCAGCUCUCCGAUAACUUCGCUUACAGGCAGACUACGUUACGAUCAUUCCAACAAAAGUGUCGUCGUUGGGUACUCAAGACGCUGGAUCGUGCCCCUCUCGAUAUGAAGGGUCUUCUGCAAACAUAUCUAUCAGACUACGAUGACGAGGAAGCAUACGGUCGUAUCUCUAUGGGUAGAUCAUUCGCUCUCGAACUCGGCUCUCUCAUUCCGGGAACCGACCAGAGACUUGGCGCUAUCGACCGUAGAAUGGACCCAAGCGUCAAUACAGCUUCCGAUUUUGUUGCGCAAUACACAACCCGCCAGGAAUACCGCUAUCUGGAUACCAUGUCUAGACAAGAUGAAGAGCUUCUGCACGCACAGCAGACCGGUGUCAUCGGCUUACCACGCUCUGCUUUAGGUGAACAGGCUCGCGAGAUCACUGCUGCGUUGAAGGAGAUCAAUAAUAACCUUCGCAACCACCAUCCAGCAUCGGUUGAAGACUUGAGAGCUAACCUUAGACGUGCAGCAGCAGUAUUGUGCAAGGUCGAUGCCGAUCGAUUUGGACUUGCCCAACAGUUGGUCGGUGUUCCUUUCGCGUCUUUCAGCAAGUCAGCAAUCAAACUCGGAGUCUCGCUUUGGAUGGGAGUUAUCAAAGAAAAUCCGCAGAUGGAGAGUCGAGUCCUUGUUGAGAUUGCCGAAGGUUGGGAGACGACCAUUCAUCGAAAGCGCGGUAUCUUCAGUCAGACUUUCAACCAUCUUGAUCCGUUCUACAUCAAGGAGGAGUUUGCUCCUACUGACAAGAGUGCUAUCACAAAACGUCAGCAACAAGUUCAUGACCUGAUAGCACCGCAUUUCAGACUCGUUCAGUUCUUGUCAAGCCACUUCAAUGCUACAAGACUGAGCAACCCGCAUACUGGGCGCAUCUUCCACCGCUUGAUGCGAGUCACUCUCGCUGCCUUGAGGCGGAGUGGCAGUCACCCACUUGCCCGUGAGGUUCAUUUCCAUGUCAUCCUACUGGCUUUGCGAGUCAUAAGCUACGGUACUGGUUAUGACGAGAAGGCUCGUUGGGAGCUCAAAGACCAAAUUCUGUCUGCCGCCCUCAGAUGGUUCAACUUCCCAGCUCGAUGGUCCUAUGGCGGAAACAAGUUGCAAGUCAAGGCCGAAGUACAAGUCAUGUCAGAUGUCAUCCUGGCAGUUCAGGCCGUCGCUUCUAUGGGCUCCAGAAUUGUCGCCCCGAUGCAACCAUUGCAAGCAAAGCAGGAUCUGCUUCUCCAUCUGUUGCAAAACGAAAUCACAAGGCUGAAUGUGUGGUUGUCCCCGCUGGGUCAGGAUACUCCGCACACCACUUACGGUCAACAAGGCAAAGCCAAUGAUGUCGCAAUCGCUGCUUUGGUCAUAACAGCUUGGGCAGAAGCGCCAUCUCUUGCUGUACAAAUGGCUUUCAGAUUCCCUUCGUUGUCCAUUCAGAACCAGGUUCGAUCGUUGCUCCUCACCUAUCCUGAAAAGGCACUACAUGAGCCUGACGCUCUGCAAAUAAUGCUUGGUACCGGCAUGCCACAUGACGUCUCAUCCCAACUAAAGUAUCUACUGUACUGGGCUCCAGUCAAUCCGAUCACUGCUGUCACAUACUUCCUGCCAGCAUAUGGAAACCAUGCCUUCAUUGUACAGUACGCGAUGCGAGCUCUGGAAAGCCACUCCGUCGAUGUGACCUUCUUCUACGUACCUCAAAUUGUGCAAACCCUCCGUUAUGAUUUGCUUGGGUACGUUGAACGUUACAUUGUCGAAACUGCUAAAUUCUCUGGACUGUUCGCGCAUCAGAUUAUUUGGAACAUCAAGGCCAAUGCUUUCAAGGACGAAGAUUCACAGAUUCCCGAUCCAGUCAAGCCAACACUUGACAAGGUCAUGGAUUCACUCAUCUCAAGUUUCUCGGACGAGGAUCGCGACUUCUAUGAGCGCGAGUUUGGAUUCUUUAGCGAAGUAACAGCCAUCUCUGGAAAGCUCAAGCCUUUCAUCAAGCGACCGAAGCCUGAGAAGAAGGCGAAGAUUGAAGAAGAGCUGCGCAGGAUUCAAGUCGACGUUGGAGUGUACCUUCCCAGUAACCCCGACGGAGUUGUCGUCGGCAUCGAUCGAAAGUCUGGUAAACCUCUUCAAAGUCACGCCAAGGCCCCCUACAUGGCGACUUUCCGCAUUCGCAAAGAGAGGAGCCCGGGUCUUGAAGCAGUCGAUGAGCAACAGGAUCAUGUUGCUGAAGAGGGCGGGUCUCACAAGGACACCAGCUAUGAGGUGUGGCAGUCGGCGAUCUUCAAGGUUGGUGAUGAUUGUCGUCAAGAUGUGCUCGCGCUGCAGAUGAUUGCAGCGUUCCGUGGAAUCUUCAACAACGUCGGGCUGGACGUUUACGUUUUCCCGUAUAGAGUCACUGCCACGGCCCCUGGAUGCGGUGUCAUCGAUGUGCUUCCAAACUCCAUAUCUCGCGACAUGCUUGGUCGUGAAGCUGUCAAUGGACUCUACGAAUACUGGGUCUCUAAGUACGGAACAGAGGACUCGCUUCGCUUCCAACAAGCACGCAGCAACUUUGUCAAGAGUAUGGCUGCUUACUCGGUCAUCUCUUACCUGCUGCAGUUCAAGGACCGACACAACGGAAACAUCAUGGUCGACGAUGCAGGCCACAUCCUGCACAUCGACUUUGGUUUCAUUUUCGACAUCGCACCUGGUGGCGUCAAGUUUGAGCGUGCGCCAUUCAAGUUGACUGGCGAGAUGAUUGCGGUCAUGGGUGGCUCGACACAGUCGCAACCCUUCAAGUGGUUUGAGGAACUCUGCGUCAAGGCAUUCCUGGCUGCGAGACAGCAUGCAGAGAAGCUGAGCCAUUUGGUCAUCGUCAUGUUGGACUCCGGCCUUCCUUGUUUCAAGCCAGAGACCAUUCAGCACUUCAAGGAGAGAUUUGUUCUCGACAAGAGUGAACGGGAAGCUGCCGAUUUUAUGCGCUCGCUGGUGCGCUGGAGUGGAAAGAGUCAUAGUACGGGUGUGUACGAUCAGUUCCAACUUCUCACCAACGGCAUCCCCUACUAG
Molecule: messenger RNA, 5796 nt
Organism: Aureobasidium namibiae CBS 147.97
Lineage: Eukaryota; Fungi; Ascomycota; Dothideomycetes; Dothideales; Saccotheciaceae
Exons: 5
Coding region: 1-5796 (1931 amino acids)
Biological process (GO): phosphatidylinositol-mediated signaling; phosphatidylinositol phosphate biosynthetic process
Cellular component (GO): cytoplasm; plasma membrane
Molecular function (GO): 1-phosphatidylinositol 4-kinase activity
Source: RefSeq, a predicted model, not a curated record